AUGUCGCUGCCAGUGGUGCAUCUUCAGAUCAUAGACGAGCUGGGCAUGGGUAGUGGAAUUCUCAAUCUGCCGAUGUGCCUCAAGGAAAGCUUGAAUGCGAUACGGAUUGCGUUGGGGUUCCACUCGGGUGCUAACAUUUCUUUGACGAUGCGGACGAACAAGCUACGCCGCAUGCGAUACCUCCUACGGAACGAGAUGGGCAGGAUAGUUAGGUACCUCGGCGAAGUAGUCCUCCAUCAGCUGCUCGUGGCCGUGGAGGCGAUAGCGCUGGAUGUGAGAUGCUCUAAGCCGGGGAUGGAGUCCAUCCUCGGGUGGCGGUGGCAGCCCCACGGCUGCGACCUCCCCCACUUCGACGCUGCCACCUUCCUCCGCCUCGUGCGGGGCAAGUCCAUGGCCUUCGUCGGGGACUCCGUCGCCUGUAACCACAUGCAGUCCCUCAUGUGUCUCCUCGCCAAGGUGGAGUACCCGAUGGAGAUCGAGCCGAGAGGCUGCUUCCACUGCACGCGCAAGUACCACUACCGGGAGCACGACUUCACGGUGUGCGUGUACUGGACGCCGUUCCUGGUGCGGUGGAACCUGACGCAUGGCGGGCAGUCGUUCAUAGACCCGCACAACGUGUACCUCGACGAGUCGGACCCUGAGUGGAGCGGCGACGUCGCUGGCUAUGACUACGCCGUUCUCAGCGGCGCCAAGUGGUUCACGCGCCCCACCUUGCUCUACGAGGGCGGCCGCAUCCUCGGCUGCGCCAACGUGGACGGCUGCGAGGCGGCGCACAACGCCACCGACGUGGCCCCGGACUACGCGUUGUGUGCGUCGUUCCGGACCGCACUCCGUGCGCUGGCCGGGUUCCGCGACAGGGUGGUGGUCCGGACGGUGGCGCCGCCGCACUACGAGAACGGCAAGUGGUACAACGGGGGGAACUGCCUGAGGACGCGGCCAGUGCGGAGCAACGAGACGAGCCUGCCGGAGACCGAGGCCGCGUUCCACGCCGCGCAGGUGGGGGAGUUCCGGACCGCGGCGUCGGCAGCGUCGGCGGCGAGGUUUGUGCUGAUGGACGUGAGCGAGAUGAUGCAGAUGAGGGCCGACGGACACCCCGGGCAGUACAGGCACUGGCCGCACGAGAAGGUCGGCUUCAGCAUCGACUGCAUGCACUGGUGCUUGACUGGGCCCGUCGACGCAUGGAACGAGCUUCUGCUCCAUUUGCUUCUGAGUGGUUAA
Messenger RNA from Lolium rigidum, 1218 nucleotides. Its product is annotated as protein trichome birefringence-like 20. The record is from RefSeq and is a predicted model, not a curated record. Lineage: Eukaryota; Viridiplantae; Streptophyta; Magnoliopsida; Poales; Poaceae. The transcript is spliced from 4 exons. Gene Ontology annotation, cellular component: Golgi apparatus. The coding region runs from base 1 to 1218 and encodes 405 amino acids. Gene Ontology annotation, molecular function: O-acetyltransferase activity.